UUAUCGUAAAUAUAAACUAGGCUCGAAGACUGUCCAAGCCGUCGUUCCACUUCCAUCAUCUACAUGGCGAUGGCCGUGGCGGGUUCCCACUCCCUCGGCUGCGCCAUCCGGCCGCCGCGCCGGAGAGGUCCGCGCGCUGCGGCGGAGGCGGUGGAGGUACGGGUACGGGUCUGCACGAACCGCACGUGCGCGCGGCAGGGCGGGCGCGAGGUGCUCGCGGCGCUCGAGGGCCUCUCCCCGCCGUCGCCGCGCGUCGGCGUGGCGUCCUGCGGGUGCCUGGGCCGCUGCGGGUCCGGGCCCAACGUCGGCGCCUCCGUCCCUGGCCGCGGCAACGCCGUGUUCGGCCACGUGGGCACGGCGGCCCGCGCCGCGCAGCUCCUGGAGCACCUCCUCGGCGCCGCCGAGUUCGACGCCGCCGCGGGGCUCGCCGCGCUCGCCCUACGGCAGAAGGCCGAGGCCGCCGUCGCCGACGCGGACGCGGAGGCCCUCUUCACCGAGAGCAUUGCAGUGGGUGCUCCCGGUGGACUGCAUCUGGCCUACGGAGGCAGGUGUAAGGCGAGGAUAGCGAUUGGGGACACCGCCGGCGCGCUCGCGGAUGCCGAGGAAGCCAUUAGGAUAGCUCCCAGAUUUCCUCAGUCUCACUUGUCGCGAGGGGAUGCAUUAUUUGCAAUGGGAGAGUACCAUUCUUCAGAGGAUGCUUAUGCACAUGCCUUGGAUCUCGACCCAUCUAUUCGUCGCUCCAAGUCCUUCAAGGCCCGCUUGGAAAGGCUACGGGAGAAGCUUGUCACUGUCAGUAGUAGUUCACCAUAGUUCACGCUGAAAACCGCACUUCUAAGAUCAGAUGAAAAGGUUCAUCCAGCAAGAUUGUAUGGCUUGUGGAUUCAUCGGUAUGCGGUGUACAGUCUUCCGUUGACUCAUUAGAAGAAGAAGAAGACGAAGAGACGAUAUGUUGACGACCAGCAUUGUUGUGUCCAUGUACUUUUGAACUCGAUAUAUCAUAUUUGAAAUAAUAAAUAUAAGGAAUUCAGAUGUA
Molecule: messenger RNA, 1033 nt
Organism: Hordeum vulgare subsp. vulgare (domesticated barley)
Lineage: Eukaryota; Viridiplantae; Streptophyta; Magnoliopsida; Poales; Poaceae
Product: small glutamine-rich tetratricopeptide repeat-containing protein 2
Exons: 5
Coding region: 64-810 (248 amino acids)
Molecular function (GO): protein binding
Source: RefSeq, a predicted model, not a curated record